Molecule: messenger RNA, 3389 nt
Organism: Anopheles darlingi
Lineage: Eukaryota; Metazoa; Arthropoda; Insecta; Diptera; Culicidae
Product: keratin-associated protein 9-1-like
Exons: 2
Coding region: 1941-3236 (431 amino acids)
Source: RefSeq, a predicted model, not a curated record
CCGGUAUAAGUGAUAACACACUCUCCCGGUGGAUUGUCUAGCGGAAUUGUGAGUUGGACUACACGGUUCGAGUGUACGCGACUUCUCGACGAAAGCUUCGCUACACAAUCUGUGAUGGCGCACAAUGUCGCUCCCGGGCGAUGGGCUACGGCCUGCCAGCUAACCACUUUAGACAUCCAUCAAAUGCCUCGCUAUGCUUCAGGGACAGAGAGAGAGAAAAAGAAAGAGAGCAAACUCUCGUAGCAAACGACAUUAUCCUAACGACAGGUAACGCGACGCUUUGACGGGCACGAUACCUGGAUACACAUCCCCUGCGCGCAGAGAAGGUGAAAGUCACAUUCCGCUGCAAUCAACUACGAAUGGCGGCCCUAACCGGAUUUGUUUGCAGCUGGUUCCGAAGUGAUGGCAGUGGCGUUUUGUGUCAAAUGCAAGAUCCCGCCAGAUCCAAGAUCCAUCUAAUUGUGUUGAGGGAUAGCGAAGAGCCGACCAACCAACGACUGCCGGAGGCGAUGAUCUUAUGCAAUGCACCGCGGAUGUCAACGGACGGUAUUGGCUACACCAUUUCCACUAACCAAUCUGAAAAGGCCAUUGCGCCAUUUCGGGAGGAAGUGCUUGUCUCUUGUGGUGGGUGUGUGUGUGUGGCGGUGACUUACGACGAUCGCAGCACUUUCUCGCGUUAUCCAUGUUUGGGAAUGGUGAGCUCUUGGACUCCAGGUGUCGGCUUGUUGGUUGUUCAACAAUUGAGCAAGGGUCGAUCGGGUUGUGGACGACCUGUACAAAUUUCCUGCAGCAGUCGGAACUGUUGUCAUGUUUUGCGUUUUGGUUGUGCAAUCUUCGGUAACUCCAUGCUAUCGUGCUAUCGGUAUUGAUCCGUUAUCAUCAGGGCCAUCUGUCAGCGGCUGGUGAUGAUGGCAAACCUGUCAAGACAACCGUAUGUAUCAAUCAGCAGACGACGCUGCUCCUGCCAUUGAUAAGACGAUUAAUUGAUGAUGAAGAGAGGACACCUCGUGAGCGAUGCGCAUGGGUCUUCGGCGAAUGUGGCAUCGGAAUACUCGACAAAACCCCGACGAAUGUUUGGUGUGCUGGGAAGGUUAAAGACACUCACGACCGUACUUUAUCCACUUCCGCCAUCAACUGCCAGUGAUGAUUGACUUCCCGUAGUGGCGUAGAAAUCACUUUGGAAUCACUUUUUGAUGAGCUUUCGUGUCGAGGGAUACAGAGCUCUAUAGAUCACCACCUCCAGCGUGGUGAGGUUUCGUGAUCGCCUGACGAUUGACCUCGUUUGGGCACUUGAAUCCACAGAGGGGAUUCAAUCACCUCGAUGUCUGAGGAAACGCGCAGGAGUACGUCCACUUGACGUCACCGAACCCCGGAGACCUACCUCUUGUAGCAAACUGAGCCUUCAGCACAGUGCACCUUCCCCGCAAGAGGUACGAUUGCGUCUAGGUACUCUUCGCAGAGACUUCGCCAAAAGUGCGCGUGCAUGGAACCAUAAACCAUCAGGUUCCUCCGAAUUAUUUCGCGCGCUCUGGCAUGGUUUUCAGCGUGCACACAGGUCACGCCACAGAGUCGUUAUUCGGCUCAGACGUGCAUCUGUAGUGUGAACGGCGUGUUUUGCGUUAAUGCGUAACCGCGUCUCCUGUCCGUGCGUCCGUCCGGUCACGUCCGUUAAUGUCUCCGGGACCUACACCACCGGACGAAACGGUUUUGGUCGAUCCAGCUCCGGGUGUAUUAUCGCAACCGCGGUGUCAUGCUCUUUAGCAGCACACACGAAACAUGCUUUCCCACCCAAAACGUGCGCGGGUGCGUGGACAUGUCGCGCAGGAAAAUAAAGAAUUUUCCGAACAAAAACAGAAUCGCUUCGCCGAACGACGAGCGGCCGGGUAUAAAAUGGAACAGUCGAGCAGUUUCUGGAAUUCAGAGGUUCAUCGGAACACACCAUGAUGGGUAUCAUCACGACGACACGAGGAGCUAUCUGCUUGAUGGCCGCUGUGAUGGUGAUCAGCUGUUCACCGUCCUCCGGUGCUCAAGUGCGACACAAUUGCCCGAAAAAAUGUCCUGCGAAUGAGGUGCUCCUGUGGUGUCCACCGGUGUGCGAACCAACCUGUGAUAUUGACUGCGUACCAACGCCUAGCGGUGAUCCGAUCGAGACGUGUGUCUGCAAGCCCGGUUAUGUGCGGCACCAGGGUCAGUGUAUUCGGCGGUGCGACUGUCCACCGAAACCGACCACUCCGGCACCUUUCUGUGCACCCUGCUCGGCACUAGCGCCCGGUGGCAGUGGAGAACGGCAGCAUUAUGUCCCACCGGUCAGUAAUUACUAUCCAGGUCACCGGCAGCACUAUGCUCCGAAACCGGAACUGGAAAGCUCCGGGGUGCCAGAAUCGUACUCGAUCACCUCGCAAUCGCAGAACCUGUCCAGCCAUUCCAACUACCUGUACCGGCGGCCUGGACCCAACAAACCGUGCCCUCCGUUCCGUGGUCCAACGACGACCGUUUCACCGUUCGAUUUCUGUCCACCGAACGAGGUGAGCACCCCUUCGCCGAUCUGCUGCGAACCGACCUGUACGAAGUCGUGUGCGGCCGUCCAGUGCAGAACGGAUCCACCGACCGGACCGCAUGUCUGUACGUGUGCCAGCGGGUUCGUCCGGUAUGGCAAGAAAUGCAUCCGACCAGAGGAGUGCCCAGUGGAAGAGAAACCCAAGUUCUGUGGACCGAACGCUUACUACAGCCCGUGCACACCGUGCUGCCAGCCGACGUGCACCGAGGAUUGCAGCCGGAUCCGGUGUAUCGCUGCUUGCUCCGGUCCACCGACCUGCGUGUGCAAUCCCGGCUACGUCCUGCACGAGGGUAACUGCAUUCGACCCUCGGAAUGUCCGGGCAAAUGUCCAACGACAACAACGCCACGACCAACACCGACGACCGAAUCGCCGGUUGAUGAACCAUCGCCGUGUUGUCCACCCGGGGCCACACUGCGCCCCUUCCGGCCGUGCUGCGUCGAUAGCUGCACGACCGAUUGCCGAACGGUGCGAUGCUUCGAGCAGUUCAAGGGACCACCGACGUGCGUGUGCGAGUACGGGCUGGUGAUGCACAACAAUUGCUGCAUCCCGCGCGAAUUGUGCCCCAAACCGUGUCCACUGACGACAACAACGCCGCCGCCGUCGCCGCCCUGUGACGGUGAUGGUGGCCGUCGCGGUGCUGGUGGAUACCAGCGCUUCUAUGGUAUCUCUCGUCAAUAAAGAGGAACAGCAUCAUCUCGCGAUGCUUUUAUUUAUUUCUGAUAACAAAUUACAGUACUGAGUUGGGUUCUUCUUUUUGGCAAAUUCCGAUUACUUCACGAAGAUUUGUGUCCGGCUGGCCGUAUGCUUGUUGUUUGUGCUCCUUUCACUCUG